UCGGGGGACCUGGAGCUAGGGGGAGGUGGAGUGAGAGGCGCGGAGGGUGGCCGGGCGGCGGCGGGGCACUGGCCCUUUAAGGAGGAGCGCGGGGCGCGGCCCAGGUAAGGGGCGGGCCCGCCGGGCGGAGCAGCUCUGCGCGUCGGCGCCGGCCAGGGAGCCGGAUUUGGAGUGCGCGGCGCCGGCUGGGCCGGAGGGGGCGGCGCGGCGGAGCCUCCAGUGGUCUCGGACGCUCCUUCUCGCCCGCAGCCGCCGCCCGCCUCCGCCUGCUCCUCCGUCCUGGCCGGGCCCGGCCGCCACUUCCGGCCGCUCACCUGGGACGCGCUCACCUGCCUCCGGGCGCCUGGGCACCAGGAUGAAGGACCGGCUGGAGCAGCUGAAGGCCAAGCAGCUGACACAGGAUGACGAUGCCGAUGAGGUCGAGAUUGCUAUUGACAACACAGCUUUCAUGGACGAGUUCUUUUCUGAGAUCGAGGAAACUCGACUCAACAUUGACAAGAUCUCAGAGCACGUGGAGGAAGCUAAGAAGCUGUACAGCGUCAUUCUGUCUGCACCCAUUCCAGAGCCAAAAACCAAGGAUGACCUGGAGCAGCUCACGACUGAGAUCAAGAAACGGGCCAACAAUGUCCGGAAUAAACUGAAGAGCAUGGAGAGGCAUAUUGAAGAAGACGAGGUCCGGUCGUCAGCAGACCUUCGGAUUCGGAAAUCCCAGCACUCCGUCCUCUCCCGGAAGUUUGUGGAGGUGAUGACCAAAUACAACGAGGCCCAGGUGGACUUCCGUGAACGCAGCAAAGGGCGAAUCCAGCGGCAGCUCGAGAUCACCGGCAGGAAGACAACAGAUGGGGAGCUGGAGGAGAUGCUGGAGAGUGGGAACCCUGCCAUCUUCACCUCGGGGAUCAUCGACUCUCAGAUUUCCAAGCAAGCCCUCAGUGAGAUCGAGGGACGGCACAAGGACAUCGUGAGGCUGGAGAGCAGCAUCAAGGAGCUUCACGACAUGUUCGUGGACAUCGCCAUGCUGGUGGAGAACCAGGGUGAGAUGUUAGAUAACAUAGAGUUGAAUGUCAUGCACACGGUGGACCACGUGGAGAAGGCUCGGGAGGAAACCAAAAGAGCCGUGAAGUACCAGGGUCAGGCCCGGAAGAAAUUGAUAAUUAUCAUUGUGGUAGUGGUUGUGUUGCUGGGCAUUUUAGCGUUGGUUAUUGGACUUUCCGUUGGGCUGAAGUAAGGGCGGCCCGGGAGGCUGCUGCCCUGAAAUGUAA
Molecule: messenger RNA, 1259 nt
Organism: Lipotes vexillifer (Yangtze River dolphin)
Lineage: Eukaryota; Metazoa; Chordata; Mammalia; Artiodactyla; Lipotidae
Gene: STX3
Product: syntaxin 3
Exons: 10
Coding region: 356-1225 (289 amino acids)
Biological process (GO): intracellular protein transport; vesicle fusion; exocytic insertion of neurotransmitter receptor to postsynaptic membrane
Cellular component (GO): SNARE complex; plasma membrane; postsynapse
Molecular function (GO): SNAP receptor activity; SNARE binding
Source: RefSeq, a predicted model, not a curated record